AUGUUAGCCUACACGAGUCAUGCCAAGAUAAAAGCUAUGACAUUGCAUCGACUUUGGGUUCCUGCUGAAGAAACAGAUAGUGCUGUGGAGGAUCAAAUUGCAAAGGAAGCGACAAUUGCAGAGCCAAUCAAAAUGUUUCAUUUAAGUGGUCACUGCUAUGACCACAGCCAAUCAGCUACCUCUCACAUGCAUGUUUCUGAAGCACCUGAAGUUUCUUCUGCUCCCAGAGUUCAGUUAGAGGAGCCUCUCUUUCAUGAGGAUGACUUCUUGGAAAUGAACGAUCUCAUUGAUCCUGAACCAGCAUUGCCAGAAAUAGAAAUCCUGUGGAGAACUUGGAGUUUGAAGAUGGAUUUAAGUGCAUUUGACUUGUCCCAUGAUGCAGAGAUGUUUCUUCGCGACAUGGGGCAUGUUGACCAGGAAACUGCUUCACAUCCUUAUGUGAAUACUUUGGAGAGUAAUGUUGUCAAUCAGCAUUAUCAAUCUCUACCCCUUGGGGACAAUGCGGAUCAAAGUUGUGAACUCCGGAUGCGUCAUGAAAGGCAUAUCAUGAGUCCAACAGAACAUGCUAAUGUUUCUUUCUCUUCGUCAACCUCAGAAAAUGCAAAUCGGGCUCUUGAGCGGGUGUCUAGCUUUAGUAGGGUGAGAGAUAAUGUGAAGCAGGCAAGCAUCGAUGCUGCCCUGUUGCUUCAGGCAAUGAAAAUGUGA
Prosopis cineraria is the source of this 705-nucleotide messenger RNA. RefSeq lists its product as uncharacterized. Bases 1 to 705 code for a protein of 234 amino acids. The transcript has 3 exons. The record is from RefSeq and is a predicted model, not a curated record. Lineage: Eukaryota; Viridiplantae; Streptophyta; Magnoliopsida; Fabales; Fabaceae.